Molecule: messenger RNA, 237 nt
Organism: Clonostachys solani
Lineage: Eukaryota; Fungi; Ascomycota; Sordariomycetes; Hypocreales; Bionectriaceae
Source: the annotation of a GenBank genome assembly
AUGGUCGAGAGACAUAUCCUGGUCAAGUGGGUGGACAAGGUUCGGAUGGAAUGGGGGGAACUGGGCACUCCACGCUUCUUCACCGAGACUUUGAGCAAACAAGGUGAAAUGGAUACGCAUGGCGCUCUAGACAUGGAUGCCCGGAUCCAGGUGGCGGCCGUGGCGUACGAUGGCGAAAACGGGGUGAUAGGCUUCGGCAUGCGUACCGUUGCCCUAUCAGGACAGAAAGCCUAUUAA